UUACAGACGCAGGAUCUUUAAAAAAAAAAUCAACCUGAACACUUCAAAAGCCAUAAAUAUUCCCAAACACCAGCCAGCAUCAAAAUUAACAAGCCUCUUAAGACUUUAUACAGACACUGAGUGAAUCUGGGAUAAUAAAGUCACUUGAACCUCAUUUAAAUUAACACGGUCGACGCUGUUGAAACAAAUUUAUGGGAUGUUCUUCGGCGAGUUAAAGUUCCUUUAUGCAUAAAUACAUGAAACAUUUCCAAAAAAAGAGUUCCUUUCUGCAUAAAUAGUGUCUGCACAAACACAGAAGAGGAAAAGCACAGUCCGCUACAGGAGAGAAACUAGCGCUAGAUUGUUGGCAUCUUGACGACACGGAAACUGCAGAAAGUGAUCAAAAAAUAUAGAAAAGGGAAAAUGAACAGAGAACAUCGGAAAAGCAUCAAUGAUAUCUAUGAAAAUUACUUUGUUACAGAAGGUAAAUUUGGAGAAAGGACCACGGACAGUCACACAAAGAAAAUCCAGUCAUCUGAACUCACAGGAGGUGAUGGUGUGAAGAUCAGCAGCUCCAGAGCAGCUGUGGUGUGUUUGGUGCUGCUGUGUGUUCUUCUGCUGACCGCAGUCAUAGUGCUGUGUGUCACCUUCACUCAAGAGAGACAACAGAUAUUAACUAAGAUCACCAACCUCACAGAAGAGAGAGACCAGCUACUAACUAAGAUCACCAACCUCACAGAAGAGAGAGACCAGCUACUAACCAACAAUAUGACCCUCACAGAAGAGAGAGACCAGCUACUAACUAAGAUCACCAACCUCACAGAAGAGAGAGACCAGCUACUAACCAACAAUACGAACCUCACAGAAGAGAGAGACCAGCUACUAACCAACUAUACGAACCUCACAGAAGAGAGAGACCAGCUACUAACCAACAAUACGAACCUCACAGAAGAGAGAGACCAGCUACUAACCAACAAUACGAACCUCACAGAAGAGAGAGACCAGCUACUAACCAACAAUACGAACCUCACAGAAGAGAGAGACCAGCUACUAACUAAGAUCACCAACCUCACAGAAGCGAGAGACCAGCUACUAACUAAGAUCACCAACCUCACAGAAGAGAGAGACCAGCUACUAACUAAGAUCACCAACCUCACAGAGAGAGACCAGCUACUAACUAAGAUCACCAACCUCACAGAAGAGAGAGACCAGCUACUAACUAAGAUCACCAACCUCACAGAAGAGAGAGACCAGCUACUAACUAAGAUCACCAACCUCACAGAUGAGAGAGACCAGCUACUAACUAAGAUCACCAACCUCACAGAUGAGAGAGACCAGCUACUAACUAAGAUCACCAACCUCACAGAUGAGAGAGACCAGCUACUAACUAAGAUCACCAACCUCACAGAAGAGAGACCAGCUACUAACUAA
Messenger RNA from Onychostoma macrolepis, 1410 nucleotides. RefSeq lists its product as uncharacterized. NCBI's taxonomy places the organism in Eukaryota, Metazoa, Chordata, Actinopteri, Cypriniformes, Cyprinidae. The record is from RefSeq and is a predicted model, not a curated record.